AUGGCCGCACCCACACGUGGGCUACGAUGGCUCACGACAAGCGCAGGAAGGACUGUACUGCCUACUGUAGCACCCGCAGCACGACCAGUGCCUCUCUAUGUCAGAGCCUUGCCAGGCUCGAGGCGAUCUGCAGCCAGUGGCACUGCGCCUCUGUCUGCCACCACAGGCUCACCAGGCCAGUCCAUCGCCAUCGAUCAACACCCAGCGACGUCCUCUGCCGAUCUCACGCCCCUUCCGGGCUCAUCCGCUCAAUUGGCAGAGAUCUCGUUAUCUGAGGGCCCAGGCUUGGCUUCAUCUGUCUCUCAUCCCCAAGACUGGUCAACGUCUUUCUCUGGUCUAUCGGUCGAGCCCUUCUCGGCAGAGAUUGCCAACGUCUUGCUCGAGCCUCUCGAUCCUGAGGAUAUAGAGAUCAAGCCAGAUGGCUUGCUCUACUUGCCAGAGAUCAAGUAUCGGCGGAUACUCAACCAAGCCUUCGGACCUGGAGGAUGGGGUCUGGCUCCUCGAGGGGAGACGACGGUGACGACGAGAACAGUCUCGCGAGAGUAUGGUCUCGUCUGUCUCGGCAGAUUGGUAUCAGUUGCAAGAGGAGAACAAGAGUUCUUCGAUCCCAGUGGGGUCUCAACAGCGACAGAGGGUUGCAAGUCCAAUGCGCUCAUGAGAUGUUGCAAAGAUCUCGGCAUCGCCAGCGAGCUCUGGGAUCCACGCUUCAUCAGAGCUUUCAAAAAGGCCAAUUGCGCAGAGGUCUGGGCAGAACACGCCAUGACCAAGAAGAAGCGCAAGCUGUGGCGAAGAAAGGACACCCGACUGGACUACCCCUACAGUGAAAGCUAG
Messenger RNA from Mixia osmundae IAM 14324, 831 nucleotides. RefSeq lists its product as uncharacterized. The coding region runs from base 1 to 831 and encodes 276 amino acids. Gene Ontology annotation, molecular function: single-stranded DNA binding. The transcript has 5 exons. The record is from RefSeq and is a predicted model, not a curated record. Gene Ontology annotation, biological process: interstrand cross-link repair; recombinational repair. Lineage: Eukaryota; Fungi; Basidiomycota; Mixiomycetes; Mixiales; Mixiaceae. Gene Ontology annotation, cellular component: mitochondrial nucleoid; mitochondrial chromosome.